Ostrinia furnacalis (Asian corn borer) is the source of this 578-nucleotide messenger RNA. Its product is annotated as RNA 3'-terminal phosphate cyclase-like. Bases 80 to 388 code for a protein of 102 amino acids. Lineage: Eukaryota; Metazoa; Arthropoda; Insecta; Lepidoptera; Crambidae. Gene Ontology annotation, cellular component: nucleus. Gene Ontology annotation, biological process: RNA processing. The transcript has 3 exons. The record is from RefSeq and is a predicted model, not a curated record. Gene Ontology annotation, molecular function: RNA-3'-phosphate cyclase activity.
CUAAAACUGGAUUGUUUUUGUCUCUAGCCUGUGGUGCACGCUGGCAUCGGGCAACAUCCUAGGCUCGGACGCGCUAGGGAUGCGGAACGUGGAGGGCCGCGCGGUGGGACGCGCCGCGGGCAUGGCGAUGCGCCAGGACCUCAUCGUCGGCGCCUGCGUCGACCAACACGCGCAGGACCAAGUGAUCAUAUACAUGGCACUGGCCGAGGGCAAGUCGUCGAUACGGACUGGAUUCGUCUCUCGGCACACCAAAACCGCCAUGCACAUCGCCGAAAUGAUUGCUAAAGUUAAAUUCGAGAUAUAUCCUGAUUCAACUCUCAGAAAUCAAAACAUCAUCGAGUGCACCGGCCUAGGGCUUACUAACAAACACCUGACCCCAGCUCAGUAGUAGGAAGUUGUUCCCUAACAUUAAGUCAUAUUGGCGACACCAGGCUGCCGAUACUAGCUAUCUGGCUAACAUAUAAAACGGUAUUUAUUGCUUGACUGAAUGUAUUUGUGUAAAGUAUGUAUUUAAGUGUGUUUCUGUACUAAGUUUAAGAUUAUAUUUUUAAUUUUAUGAUUAAAAUUUUCGACAAUCA